GAGCAAAAAGAGGAUAUACUUUUUUCGAGCACAGCUCUGAUAAGUGACGCCUUCCAUAGAUCAACCAGCCAGUUUUUUACUGGCUGUGAAGAUGGCCGCGCUCACGCGAAAGAUUUUAUCACGAUGUGAUCGAUUCCAGUAUGGAAUUUCAUUUAGAAAUAUCUCAUUUUCACCUUCACUCGCAGGAAAGCCCACCUUCAACUGGCAAGAUCCAUUUGAUCUCGAGUCCCAGCUGACACAGGAUGAGGUCUUGAUCAGGGAUCAAUUCCGAACGUACUGUCGCGAGAAAUUGUUGCCACGUGUGGUGGAAGCUAAUCGCAAGGAGAUCUUUCACAAGGAAAUCAUGAGAGAGAUGGGUCAGUUGGGUAUCCUGGGGUGCACCAUGAAGGGUUACGGUGCUGCUGGUGUCUCCUCCGUGGCAUACGGACUCCUGGCCAAGGAAAUUGAGUACGUGGACAGUGGGUACAGGUCUGCACUGUCGGUUCAAUCCUCUCUGGUAGCAGGUGCCAUCUACGAUCACGGGGACGAGUCGCAGAAGCAGCGAUUCCUUCCGAAACUGAUCUCUGGGGAACUGAUCGGUUGUUUCGGACUGACCGAGCCCAAUCAUGGCAGCGAUCCUGGAUCAAUGGAGACCAAAGCUACUUACGAUUCAGGGAAGAAGGUUUACAGGUUGAAUGGGGGCAAAACAUGGAUCACUAAUGCACCAGUUGCUGACGUACUGAUCGUGUGGGCCAAGUGCGAGGACAAUGUGAUCCGAGGAUUCAUCAUCGAAAGGAAAGGCAACGAGAGCCGACUGUCCACGCCAAAGAUAGAAGGCAAGUUCUCGCUGAGGGCCUCCGUCACUGGCAUGAUCCUGAUGGACAACGUGGAGGUGCCCAAGGAGAACCUACUACCAAACGUUCAAGGUCUCAAAGGUCCGUUCACCUGCUUGAACAACGCUCGAUAUGGGAUCGCGUGGGGUGCACUGGGUGCUGCUGAGGCUUGUUUGACCACGGCCAGGUCGUAUGCCCUGGAUAGGAAGCAAUUUAACAGGCCGUUAGCGGCCAAUCAAUUAGUGCAGAAGAAGUUGGCUGACAUGAUGUGCGACAUCGCGAUCGGUCUUCAGGCCUGCUUGAGAGUAGGCAGGCUGAAGGACGAGGGCAGGGCUACACCAGAGAUGAUUUCUAUAAUAAAGAAGAACUCAGCCAUGAAGGCUCUUGAAAUCGCAAGGACAGCCAGGGACAUGUUGGGUGGCAAUGGGAUUUCAGACGAGUAUCAUAUUAUUAGACAUAUGAUGAAUCUAGAGAGCGUAAUUACUUACGAAGGUACAAACGACAUCCACAGUUUGAUACUGGGCAGAGCCAUUACUGGCAUACAGGCAUUCUCUGCAUAGACAAGGGUUAAUUUUUAAAAACGGAAAGGUCCGUUCAACAAAGGGCGUUGCACAACACAAGCGACUCGGAUUAAUCAUAAAUAAAUUAAGUUUAAUUGCUAAGUAAUAAAACGUUAAUUACAUAUGUCAAUGAUAAUUAAUUUAAGUACAACACACGUCUCGUGCAAAAGUGUAAAGAAGUUUCUUUUUCGUGCUACACUCAAUUACCAUUUUUUUUUUGUGAUUUUUUUUUUUAAAUACUUUUUUUCUGUUUGGUUUGUUGUUUGGUUUGGUUUUGCCUCUCGUCGACGAUAAACACUCGCCACUUUUUAUUUCCUCUGUGUACUCGUGUGUGUCAAUCGUGUAUUUGUGUCUGUUUUUUUUUCCUGUCUCGUUCUCAAAUUUCUUUUUUAAAUGGUUCUCGACUACAAUAAGCUCUUGGUAAAACGUAGUAACAUCGUAGUUUACAAUAGUUUACAAUCUCCCUCCGACGGUUUCCCGAUCUCGCCGCAAAAAAAUUUGUGUGUCUAUUACAUGAUUACACGCUCGAAUCGAAUUUCCCGCACCUUUUCGAAAUCGUUCUUUUUUUUCUUUUCGUAGCUCAACAAAUACAAAAUUGUUACUCGAAUUUUCGCGUUGAAUUUGAAGCUCUUCGAAGAUCGAUCGUUGAUCGAUCGAUCGACGAGCGGACGCUAACAAACUGGUCACUUACAAGAAAAAACUAGCCACUCGUCGAUCUCUCGAUCGAUCGAUACAUCUCGAUAGGGAUAUCUCGAUUCGAACGUUCACAAUUGUCUCUCUCAUUCGCUCGAAUCAUUCUCUCCCUCCCUCAUCACGCUUUAUCUCUCGCGAAAACAACGACACAGCUCUCUUUCUCUCGCUCUUUCAUUCAUACUUUGAGUGUCUCUCUGUGUGUACGUCUGUUUCUUUAGUAUCUGUGUGUCAUUCACUAAUGAAUACGUAAGUGUAAACAAUAAAUAAUGCUUCUUUA
Molecule: messenger RNA, 2342 nt
Organism: Osmia lignaria (orchard mason bee)
Lineage: Eukaryota; Metazoa; Arthropoda; Insecta; Hymenoptera; Megachilidae
Source: RefSeq, a predicted model, not a curated record